AUGUAGAGUUUUACAUUAAAAGGAUCUGUUGGUUCAUGUUAUAGUAAACUCAUCACCUUCAAUCAAUUUUGGUAGAAUUUAAAAGAACGAGGGUUAAUAUUAAUAGGGAAUGGAGGUAAAUAAUUUUUCUAAGGGUUAUUAAAUUAAAUGAUUGUUUUUAAUUAUUUAAUCGCUUGCCAAUGUAAUUAAUUUUUUUAAACGAAGCAUUGAUAGCCCUUAGAGGAUGA
This is a messenger RNA of Paramecium pentaurelia, 227 nucleotides long. The record is from the annotation of a GenBank genome assembly. NCBI's taxonomy places the organism in Eukaryota, Ciliophora, Oligohymenophorea, Peniculida, Parameciidae.